Messenger RNA from Alternaria postmessia, 1065 nucleotides. RefSeq lists its product as uncharacterized. Lineage: Eukaryota; Fungi; Ascomycota; Dothideomycetes; Pleosporales; Pleosporaceae. The transcript has 2 exons. The record is from RefSeq and is a predicted model, not a curated record. Bases 1 to 1065 code for a protein of 354 amino acids.
AUGGCCGAUAACAACAGCGCCGAUACUGGACUCACAGAUGUUCACCGUUCCAAUCACGUCCAUUCCGAAACUCCUGUACAACUCAUAGAUAUCCCAGGUAUGGAUACCCCAGGUAUGGAACAAGAGCUCACCCAGGUUUCACGUCAAGAGCUUGCAUUACCCUCUCGUAUGUCCACAACACCACACAACCACAGUUUUCAACCACUCGCACCACCUACUGGAGUCAUGUCCACACCUCCUAUACCUCACGAGAACAACGUCACGGCCCCGCAGCGAGGACCGAAGAAGCCUGUCACUACGCUCGUUUCCAUGCUACCCAAGACCACCUACAAUGAAACAGACGAGGCAGAGGAUACCGUGAGAAGCCUGGCGUAUAUCAGAAUACAGCUCCAACUGCUGCAGUGGUUAGGUCUUCAUGCAUCCGAUACACUCACUGUCCGACAAGCUUACUACUGGACGGAAAAUAUAGCGGAAGACAAGCAUCCACAAGCCAAGGAUGCACUACGUCUAUGCUACUACAUGCGUUCUCAGGGCUUCGACACUUAUGCAAAAUUCCAGAAAAGCAGAAUGAGCCUAUAUAUAGCCAGUCAGCCUACUGAGGUUACGAGUCCCAAGUCCGAUCGGCUAUAUUGGUGCCAGGAUCAUUUGACCAACGAGGUCGCUCACGAACUACGUACCGUACCUGUAUCCUCUGGAGCUCGGGGAGGAAGACGCAACGCUUUCUCAUCGGACCUCACUCAACAAAUCCAGAGGCUCCAAGCUACCGUGGAUGCAGUUAUUGCGGCAGGCACUGAUAUUGCUCGAGCGCAAUCCAGAAAUACUCUUGCUGCUGCCGCCGGCCAAGAUGAACAUGGAGAAGACACAGGGGAUAACGCCGGUACUGUGUCGGAAGGUAACGCAGGACGAGAGAACGAAAACGGCCAGCCGACCAUGGGCUCUCUUGCAGCACGCAUCGCUGUUGCAAGAGCAGAUUUGCAGACUCUGCUUUUCUCCGAUUCUCCUGACACAGACGCCAUUGACGCUGCUAUCGCACGUGUAGCAGAGCUAAACAGCCAGGAGAACUAG